Messenger RNA from Mandrillus leucophaeus (drill), 1757 nucleotides. RefSeq names its product CD177 molecule (gene CD177). Gene Ontology annotation, biological process: regulation of integrin-mediated signaling pathway; positive regulation of neutrophil degranulation; cell-cell junction maintenance. The transcript is spliced from 9 exons. The coding region runs from base 51 to 1343 and encodes 430 amino acids. The record is from RefSeq and is a predicted model, not a curated record. Gene Ontology annotation, cellular component: plasma membrane; plasma membrane raft. NCBI's taxonomy places the organism in Eukaryota, Metazoa, Chordata, Mammalia, Primates, Cercopithecidae.
CUUGUUUCCUGGUGAAAAAGCAGAAAGAGAUUAUCAGCCACAGACGGGUCAUGAGCCCGGUGUUGCUGCUGGCCCUCCUGGGGGUCACCUUCCCACUGCCAGGAGUGCAGGCGCUGCUCUGCCAGUCUGGGACAGGUCACGACGUGUGGAAUGUGUCCCAGUUGCCCCUGCACUGGACCCCUAAGGAGAUCAGCUGUGACAGCGGCUUGGGGUGCCAGGACACCAUGGUGCUCAUUGAGAGUGGACCCCAAGUGAGCAUGGUGCUGUCCAAGGGCUGCACAGAGGCCAAGGACCAGGAGCCCCGCAUCACUGAGCACCGGAUGGGCCCCGGCCUCUCCGUGCUCUCCUACACCUAUGUGUGCCGCCACAAGGACUUCUGCAACAACCUAGUGACCACUGCCCCGCUCUGGACCCCGCAGCCCCCAGCAGAGCCAGGAUCCUUGAGGUGCCCAGUCUGCUUGUCUAUGAAAGACUGUCCGGAGGGGACAACAGAAGAGAUGUGCCCCAAGGGGACCACGCACUGUUAUAAUGGCCUCCUCAGGCUCAGGGGAGGAGGCAUCUUCUCCAAUCUGAGAGUCCAGGGAUGCUUGCCCCAGCCAGGUUGCAACCUGCUCAAUGGGACACAGGAAAUUGGGCCCGUGGGGAUGACUGAGAACUGCAAUACGAAAGAUUUUCUGACCUGCCAUCGGGGGAACUCUUUGCAGAAGGAUGAUAACUUGGCUCAAGUACCCAUUGAAUGGACCAUGUCUAAUACCGUGAUGUGCGAGGCGGGCCAGGUGUGUCAGGAGACGCUGCUCCUCAUAGAUGUAGGACACACAUCGACCCUGGUGUGGAGCAAAGGCUGCAGCGCUGUUGGGACGCAAAAUUCCCAGAAGACCUCCAUCCACUCAGCCCCUCCUGGGGUGCUUGUGGCCUCCUAUGCCCACUUCUGCUCCUCAGACCUGUGCAAUAGUGCUAGCAGCAGCAGCGUCCUGCUGAACUCCCUCCCUCCUCAAGGUGCCCCAGAGCCAGGAGACCAGCAGUGUCUUACCUGUGUGCAGCCCUUGGGAACCUGCUCAAGUGACUCCCCAGUAAAGACCUGCCCCAGGGGCACCACUCAUUGUUAUGAUGGGUACAUUAGUCUCUCAGGAGGUGGGAUAACCACCACAAUGGGCAUUCAGGGCUGUGUGGCCCAACCUUCCAGCUCCUUGUUGAAGCACACCAGACAAAUCGGGAUCUUCUCUGUGCGUGAGAAGGGUGAUUCUGAGAGCGGUGGGGCUGGGGGCCUGGAGUCUCUCACUUGGGGGGUGGGGCUGGCACUGGCCCUGGCGCUUUGGUGGGGGGCUCUUUGCCCUUCCUGUUAACUCCAUUUCCCCCACGAUUCUUCACCCCUGCUGACCACCACACUCAACCGUCCCUCUGACCUCGUAACUUAAUGGCCUUGGACACCAAAUUCUUUUCCCAUCCUGCCCAUGAAUUAUCUUCCCCACACACAAUCAUUCAUGUCUACUCACCUAAUAGCGACCCUGGGGAGAGCCUGGAGCAGCUGGACUUGUCCUAUGGGAGAGGGGACGUUGGAGGAGUGGCUGCAUGUAUCUGAAUAAUAAAGACCUUGUCCUUUCUUCCAGUGCUGAGGUUUCUCCAUGUGAGGGGACAGCAGGACACCCAGGGAUCUAGUGUGGGGGAGGAGAGGAACCUAAUGAAAAAAUGAUCAUCCAAAGCCUGCCCUUUAUUGGUCUGGUUCAUGUCUCCAAACCAGCUUGGAUGGUAGCAGAGAC